Molecule: messenger RNA, 1075 nt
Organism: Neurospora tetraspora
Lineage: Eukaryota; Fungi; Ascomycota; Sordariomycetes; Sordariales; Sordariaceae
Exons: 3
Coding region: 142-897 (251 amino acids)
Biological process (GO): rRNA catabolic process; U4 snRNA 3'-end processing; nuclear mRNA surveillance
Cellular component (GO): nuclear exosome (RNase complex); nucleolus; cytoplasmic exosome (RNase complex)
Source: RefSeq, a predicted model, not a curated record
CCCGCCUUCAACAUCCCGCCUUCAAAACUUCACUCGCGCCGCAGAAGCAACAUCACUCACAACUUGACCUCAGCCGCCGUCCGUCACAACUAAACUUCAAGCCCCGCCUACCCUCACACCGACCCAGAUACCACUCACAUCAUGACCACUGCGGCACCCGAAGCGUCCCUCAACGCCCUUCCCCGGGCGGAUGGAUCGGCCAGAUACUCGUAUGCUGGGUACACGGUCACGGCCUCAGUCAAUGGACCCAUUGAGGCUCAGCGCCGGGAUGAACACGCUUAUGAGGCUCACGUUGAUGUUAUCGUACGACCCGCUGCUGGGGUAGGAGGAACACGAGAGCGCCAUCUGGAAUCCAUCCUGCAGUCCUCUCUUUCUCAAAUCAUCCUCGUCAAGAACUUCCCCCGCUCCGUCAUUCAGAUUGUUCUUCAAAUUGAGAGCAUACCUGAAAAUGCUUACGUCAACACAAAGCUGGUGCAGGCCAGUUUGAACCUCCCCAUAAUCCCGGCCUUGUUCCAGACUGCCGUUCUCGCUCUCUUGUCGGCUACCGUGCCAAUGAAGGCAACCGCCACGUCCACGGUCGUUGCUGUGGUAUCCGAAGACGGUUCGAAGAAGAUUGUGGCCGAUCCCUCUCCCAAGGAUAUCGGAGAGGCCACCUCGCUACACGUCCUUGCUUUUACCUCCCACGACGAACUUCUUCUUUCAGAAAGCGAAGGCGACUUCACCGUCAAGGAGUGGGAUGACGUGUACGAAAGGGCCCAAACGAUUUGCUGCCAGUCUGCCUCAAAGCAGGCAGAUAUCGAUAUGAUGCUUGAUGGUGAUACGUCCGGUCCAGAUAUGCGCCAUUUCCUUCGGUCGGCGCUGGAGACCAAGGUAGCAUCCGACCUCUACUGGAAGUGAAGCUACAUUCGGUCUUGGACUGUCUGCUCGCAUCUCGUGCGUUUCAAAAGCUGAAGGGUUGAGCAUUCGGCUCGUGGUGUUUCCGGAAUGAGAACCCAUAGGCCUUUUCGCCGGUUGACGGGACAAGUGCAGCUUGCAAUGCGACUCGAGAAUCCUUGACGCCGUGGAAAAAAGCCAG